UACGCGCUGAAGCGGACGACUGCCAAACGAUGUCGGAGAGCUUGGAAACCUGCGAACUUACUCUGCCCCUGGGUCAAAUUAAGGGCGUUAAACGCCUCAGUCUCUACGAUGACACCUACUUUAGCUUCGAGAAGAUUCCCUUUGCAAAGCCUCCACUGGGAGAACUAAGAUUCAAGGCCCCAGUGCCAGCAGAUCCAUGGAGCGGAGUUUUGGAUUGCACCCAGUACGCCGAGAAGCCAACCCAGAAGAGUUUAAUGACUGGAGUUAUCGAAGGCACUGAGGACUGUCUGUAUCUGAAUGUAUAUUCCAAGCAGUUGAAGAGUGACAAGCCAUUGCCGGUAAUGGUAUACAUUUAUGGCGGGGCCUUCACCAUUGGCGAGGCCACCCGUGAAUUGUACGGUCCGGACUAUUUUAUGGCCAAAGAUGUGGUCCUGGUAACGCUCAACUAUCGCGUUGAUUGUUUGGGAUUUCUCUCCUUGAAAGAUCCCAGCCUAAAGGUUCCAGGAAACGCCGGCCUUAAGGAUCAGGUGCUGGCUCUCAAGUGGGUCAAGCAGAACAUUUCCAACUUCAAUGGCGAUUCUAAUAAUAUUACGGUUUUCGGAGAAAGUGCUGGUGGUUGUUCCACCCACUUUAUGAUGUGCACGGAGCAGACCAAGGGGCUGUUCCACAAGGCCAUUCCCAUGUCGGGUACGGUGCACAACUAUUGGGCCGAUAACCCAAGUGAGGACUUUGCCUUCCGCCUGGCUCAGCAAUAUGGCUUCACUGGCGAAAAUGUGGACGACAAAGUGCUGGAGCACCUUCAGGGUGUUCCUGCCAGAGAUCUAGUGAACUACAAUCUGAUAACACCCGAACAUAGGAGGAAUGGUGUGAUCUUUGCCUUUGGACCCACAGUGGAGUCAUAUGUGGGAGAGGAUUGUGUGGUUCCCAAACCACCAGUGGAAAUGGCCCGGGAUGCGUGGUCCAACAAUUUACCCACCAUGUUGGGGGGAACUUCAUUCGAGGGUCUUUUCAUGUAUCCAGCGGUGUCUGCCAAUCUCAAGGCAUUGGAUAGCCUAAGUCAGGAUCCGGCGAGAAUGGUGCCUCUGGAGGUCCGUGAGGUCAACAGCGAGCAGGAGAAUCUGGAGUAUGGUCAGCGUCUGAUCAAAGCCUACUUCGGAAAUGCCCCACCCAGUUCAGAACUCUUCAUGAAUAUUCUUGAUUUUUAUUCCUACAAAAUCUUUUGGCAUGGCUUUAAUCGCACUUUGAACGCAAGACUCGCCUAUUCAAAGGCACCCACAUAUUACUACCGCUUUGACUUUGAUUCUCCGAACUUCAACUUUUAUCGGUUUAAAUUCUGUGGGGACAACAUAAAAACUGGUGUGGCCCAUGCCGAUGACCUCAGCUAUUUAUUCCGUAACUCGGGAUCCUGGAAACUAGAAAAGUCAUCUGCCGAAUAUCGCACCAUCGAAAGGAUGAUUGGAAUUUGGACGGCGUUCGCAGCUACCUCAAAUCCAAACUGCCCGGAAAUUGGCCACUUAGACUGGAAACCAUCAACGAAGGACGAUCCACAGCGAGUUCUUAAUAUCAGUAAUGAAGUAAAAAUAAUUGAUUUGCCCGAGUAUGAAAAACUUCAAAUUUGGGAUGGCAUUUACAAGCCAGAUCAGUUAAUCUAAGGUAUAAAAAAUAAACACUAUAUGAUGUUCACGGUUUUAAAUAACUUCGUAUGAUGAAAAAUAUAAAAACCUUGGGCAAUAUAUAAAAACAUUGAACAUCAACCUCUUCAUGUAGGUAUAGAAGCCGUCUGGAAAACUUAUAGAAAUAAAUUUUAAAACA
This is a messenger RNA of Drosophila takahashii, 1812 nucleotides long. RefSeq lists its product as uncharacterized. Lineage: Eukaryota; Metazoa; Arthropoda; Insecta; Diptera; Drosophilidae. Gene Ontology annotation, molecular function: serine hydrolase activity. The record is from RefSeq and is a predicted model, not a curated record.